Molecule: messenger RNA, 1133 nt
Organism: Impatiens glandulifera
Lineage: Eukaryota; Viridiplantae; Streptophyta; Magnoliopsida; Ericales; Balsaminaceae
Product: glucan endo-1,3-beta-glucosidase, basic isoform-like
Exons: 2
Coding region: 1-1128 (375 amino acids)
Biological process (GO): carbohydrate metabolic process
Cellular component (GO): plasma membrane; cell wall
Molecular function (GO): hydrolase activity, hydrolyzing O-glycosyl compounds
Source: RefSeq, a predicted model, not a curated record
AUGGCAGAUAACAACUCUCCCUUACAAACGGUUUUUAGAAAACACCCAUCAACUCCAAUAAUUGGAUCGGCAGCCCAAUCAUGCUCGGCAAUCAAUAUCGUCAAAAUUAACAAAAAUCAGAUUUGGAAUUGUGUCCAGAAACCCAAAUUACAAACUGUCCGUUCUGAAAUUGGGGUUUGUUAUGGGAUGUUGGGCGACGACAUACCACCGGCGUCGGAAGUUGUGGCCAUGUACGAGGAAAGAGGUAUUUCCAAGAUGCGACUCUACAGUCCAAACCAACAAGUUCUUGAAGCCUUGAGGAGGGGAAACAACAUCAACAUCGAGGUCAUGCUUGGUGUGCCCAAUAAUCAACUCCAAUUACUAUCUUCAAGUCAGGCCGAAGCCAAUACAUGGGUUCAAAACAAUGUUGUCAAAUUUACCAAUGAUGUCAAUUUCAAGUACAUCGGGGUGGGAAAUUUAGUGAACCCAUUAAAUGAAAACACGUCAAGAUUUGCAAAUUUAUUAUUGCCGGCACUUAAAAACAUCCAAAACGCAAUAUCCGGUGCCGGCCUUGGAGGUCGAAUAAAGGUAUCCACUUCAUUUAACACAGGGAUACUUGGAAAUUCAUUUCCUCCGUCAGCCGGAGCGUUUAGCCCGGAGCUUGAACCCUUCUUGAACCCUAUUGUUCAAUUUUUAGUCAACAACAGUUCACCUCUCCUACUUAAUUUGCACCCUUACUUUAGCUACACGGCCAACAAUGGAACUAUUAGUCUCGAUUACGUUCUCUUCCAAGCCCCUUCGGUCGUGGUUCAAGAUGGUCCGAACGGAUAUAGAAACUUGUUCGAUGCCAUACUUGACGCGGUCUACUCGGCCCUUGAGAAAAUCGGUGGUGGGUCAGUGGAGAUUGUCGUGUCGGAGAGCGGGUGGCCUACGGAUGGAGGAACGGCUGCAACAACUGAGAACGCGAGAAUUUACAACUCCAACUUGAUUCAACAUGUGAAAGGAGGGACUCCAAAGAGACCCGGGAGGGCCAUCGAGACAUACAUAUUUGCCAUGUUUGACGAGAGUUGGAAGGAUCCGGAACUUGAGAAGCAUUUUGGCUUGUUUUUCCCUAACAAGCAGCCUAAGUACCCAAUUAGUUUUGCUUAAUCCAA